Gastrolobium bilobum is the source of this 346-nucleotide messenger RNA. RefSeq lists its product as uncharacterized. The transcript has a single exon. Bases 14 to 346 code for a protein of 110 amino acids. The record is from RefSeq and is a predicted model, not a curated record. NCBI's taxonomy places the organism in Eukaryota, Viridiplantae, Streptophyta, Magnoliopsida, Fabales, Fabaceae.
AUAACUGUAAGUGAUGGCUUUCAACCCCAGAAAGGGACCAAUCUUAAGUUCAAAAGCCAUAGCUGAUGCAGCUUCAUGGUACUGUGCUUUUGUUCUUGUGACCCUUGUAAUGUUAAGCAUAUUCAGGCACAGUUCUAUUCUUCCAAAUCAUGCGAACUUCAAAGAGAACCAACUCUUGUCGCGGCCAUGUGACGAAAUCUAUGUGGUGGGAGAAGGAGAGACACUUCACACAAUCAGUGACAAGUGUGAUGACCCUUUUAUAGUUGAGAAUAACCCUCAUAUCCAUGACCCUGAUGAUGUCUUCCCUGGUCUCGUUAUCAAGAUUACACCUCCACAUCAUACCUAG